GUCCUUUCUCUCUAUUUCCUCUUUCAACUUUCCCUCUAUUCCACAACCAUUUUAUCUCCCUGCUCUCUCCACUUAAAUUUCUUCCAAACAGGAUUGCUUGGAGCCAUGGUGAUGAUGGGGUUAGGUAGGUUGGUGGUGAGCUUCAAGUCUAAGCUAAAGAGUCUGAAAGCGAAGAAACUUUAUGACAAGAUUGAAAAGAGUGAGAGUAUGAGAAUUGAGAUAAAGAGUAGGAAGGCCCGGAAGCUCAUCGAGCAGACCCUCAAGAUUGCAGAUUCUCCAAAGAGCAGGACGUAUGCCUUUUGAUUACUGCUAUAUAUACUUGUGUUAUGUAAGUAACGAUGAUUAUCAAGAGAAAUGAAUAUCAAGCCUCUGCUUACUUGUUGCAUCUAAUUAUUUUUUAUUACAUGCUUGUGCUACAUCAGUUGAUAAACUACAACAAGAAAUAAUUUUCCGUUUC
Molecule: messenger RNA, 457 nt
Organism: Rubroshorea leprosula
Lineage: Eukaryota; Viridiplantae; Streptophyta; Magnoliopsida; Malvales; Dipterocarpaceae
Source: the annotation of a GenBank genome assembly